Messenger RNA from Cornus florida, 834 nucleotides. RefSeq lists its product as uncharacterized. The transcript has a single exon. NCBI's taxonomy places the organism in Eukaryota, Viridiplantae, Streptophyta, Magnoliopsida, Cornales, Cornaceae. The record is from RefSeq and is a predicted model, not a curated record. The coding region runs from base 1 to 834 and encodes 277 amino acids.
AUGAGUGGUACAAUGCAGCUUGGUCUCUCUGAUGUGGAAAUUCUUCAACUGGACCCUAGAGUCACAGUUGAUAGUCUAAUUUCCAACAAUCAGUGGGAAGUACCAAUAUCUCUCCAACAAAUCCCUUUUUUCCAAAGCCAAGCCUUCACUUUACAGCUGCAAAAUAUCCCACCCCCUUCAUAUGCCUCAGAUAAAGUAGAAUGGUUCCCUAGUUCACCCAAUGAAUACUCUCAUAGGCUCACCAUGGACUAUUUUACUCCUCCCUCACUGGUUUUUGCUUGGGAUCAGCUUGUAUGGUUCAAACAUCACAUCCCAAAGCAUGGCUAUAUUGUCUGGCUAGCACUUAAAAAGAGACUUGCCACACUUGACACCAAGCCAAUGAUGAAGAAACACUACACCAAUGCAUGCUACCUUUGCCUUGCACACGAGGAAUCACUUGACCAUAUCUUCUUCAAAUGCCAAUUCAGCUCCAGAAUCUGGGAAAUUGUUCAACAUGCAGCUGGGUUUUACAUUAAACCUGACAGUUGGAAUGACUUGAUCACUUGGUGUGCUACAACAUGGAUGCAGGAUCACUUCAUCACUCACAAGCUGCUACUUUCAAGUGCAAUCUACUUCAUUUGGCAAGAAAGAAAUGCAAGAGCAUUUAGGAAUAAAUCUUCUCCACCUACUCAUGCUAUUCACCUCAUCAAAGGUUGCAUCAGAGCAAGAUUUUCCUCCCUUAAGCUAAAGCACAACUCAGACAUUAGGAGGAUUACUUCGCUGGAAGGAAUGCAUCAGUUAUUCUUACAAGGUUGUUCAUAUGCUCAUGGUCAGUCAUGGUUCCUACUGCAAUAG